AAUUCAUUUAUUUAAACAUGUUUUAAAAACAGCAGCUAGGGUUUUGGCCCUUCUCUGAUUAGCGAGUGUUAGCAGGUAGGCACAGCAGGAGCCGCAGCAGUCUUCCAGCUAAGGAGGGGAAGAAUGUCUCACAGGAAGUUUGAGCACCCAAGGCAUGGCUCCCUUGGAUUUCUUCCAAGGAAGCGAGCUUCCCGUCACAGAGGAAAAGUGAAGGCAUUCCCAAAGGAUGACCCAAGCAAACCUUGCAAGCUCACUGCCUUUUUGGCGUACAAGGCAGGCAUGACACACAUUGUCAGAGAGGUCGAAAAACCCGGAUCUAAGCUUCACAAGAAGGAGACUUGUGAAGCUGUUACAAUCAUUGAAACCCCUCCUAUGGUGAUUGUUGGGGUUGUUGGAUACGUCAAGACACCACGUGGCCUCCGCACCUUGAACACCAUCUGGGCUCAGCAUCUGAGUGAGGAGGUCAAACGUAGGUUCUACAAGCACUGGUGCAAGUCAAAGAAGAAGGCUUUCACCAAGUACUCAAAGCAGUACGAGAGUGAAGAAGGGAAGAAGAAUAUUGAGGCUCAGCUGGAAAAGAUGAAGAGAUAUGCCACUGUUAUUAGGGUCUUGGCCCAUACCCAGAUUAGGAAAAUGAAGGGAUUGAAGCAGAAGAAGGCACACCUAAUGGAGAUCCAAGUCAAUGGUGGAACUAUUGCUGACAAGGUUGAUUUUGCUUACAAGUUCUUUGAGAAGCAAGUCCCUAUUGAUGCUGUUUUCCAGAAGGAUGAAAUGAUUGAUAUCAUUGGUGUCACAAAGGGUAAAGGCUAUGAAGGUGUUGUCACCCGUUGGGGUGUCACACGUCUUCCCCGUAAGACCCACAGAGGUCUGCGUAAGGUUGCUUGUAUUGGUGCCUGGCAUCCUGCUAGAGUCUCCUUUACAGUUGCCAGGGCAGGUCAGAAUGGAUACCACCACCGUACUGAGAUGAACAAGAAGGUUUACAGGAUUGGGAAGGUUGGUGAUGAGACUCACUCUGCCAUAACCGACUAUGACAGGACUGAGAAAGAUAUCACCCCUAUGGGUGGCUUCCCUCACUAUGGUAUUGUGAAGAGUGAUUAUGUGAUGAUAAAAGGAUGCUGUGUUGGACCUAAGAAGAGGGUGGUUACACUUCGCCAGUCUCUGAUUAACCAGACAUCUCGUGUGGCUUUGGAGGAAAUCAAACUCAAGUUCAUAGACACCUCCUCAAAGUUUGGGCACGGACGUUUCCAGACAACACAGGAAAAACAGAAAUUCUAUGGUCGGCUCAAGGCAUAAUUUUGUCAGGAAUUUUUGGGCUAUCAUAUGGUUAGGUUUUGUUAUUCCCUAAGCUUAGUUUAUUUUAUUCUCUAUUCCUUUUUUGAAAUGUAGCAGUUGGAUUUAUUUUGCUUUAUCAAUUUGUGUUGAAUGUUUAAACUGCUGAGGAUUUGGAACUGUAUUUGCGUAAUCUAUGUAACAAUAGAUGACGUCUGUUUGAAAUUGUAGUUUUCCUCACAAAUUUUCCUA
Messenger RNA from Durio zibethinus, 1521 nucleotides. Its product is annotated as large ribosomal subunit protein uL3-like. Gene Ontology annotation, biological process: translation. The record is from RefSeq and is a predicted model, not a curated record. Lineage: Eukaryota; Viridiplantae; Streptophyta; Magnoliopsida; Malvales; Malvaceae. Gene Ontology annotation, molecular function: RNA binding; structural constituent of ribosome. Gene Ontology annotation, cellular component: cytosolic large ribosomal subunit; ribosome.